This is a messenger RNA of Cervus elaphus (red deer), 2655 nucleotides long. It is a transcript of the gene PASD1, whose product is annotated as PAS domain containing repressor 1. Gene Ontology annotation, molecular function: DNA-binding transcription factor activity, RNA polymerase II-specific. Gene Ontology annotation, biological process: negative regulation of DNA-templated transcription; circadian regulation of gene expression; regulation of transcription by RNA polymerase II. Gene Ontology annotation, cellular component: CLOCK-BMAL transcription complex. The transcript has 15 exons. The record is from RefSeq and is a predicted model, not a curated record. Bases 146 to 2152 code for a protein of 668 amino acids. Lineage: Eukaryota; Metazoa; Chordata; Mammalia; Artiodactyla; Cervidae.
CGAGGCCUUUGCUCCGCCCCCUUCUCAUAUAACCCCUGCCCUCCAGCCCCCUGCUCACAGUGAAUGUGUCUGUGUGCAUUCGCAGUGGACUGCGGGAGCCGUGUGAAUCGUGCCCCCGCAGGAUUCUUUAUUAUAUCACUGAAAAAUGGAUGAAGGUGACGGAAGAAAACGGAUGCGAUAUAGAGAUCUGUCUGAAGAUCAGAAAAAGAAUCACAUCAAUACUGUCCUCAGAGGACUACAUGGUUUUUUGUACAGACGGGACAGUCCUGUGGAGGAAAACAAAGAAAAAUCACAAGAGACACUGAAUUGGAUUCCAUCAUUUCGAAGCUAUGAAGAUUUUAUCCAGAAGACACUACAAUCAUUGGAUGGAUUUAUGAUAAUAGUGAGCACAGAUGGAAUUAUAAUUUCUGUGACCCAUAACAUCACUUCACUUCUUGGCCAUUUACCUAAUGUCAUCAUGGGUAAAACCUUCUUAAGCCUUCUGCCUGAUGAUGAGAAAAGUGGAGUAUUUUCAAAGAUGGCUUUCAAAAUUCCUGUAUCAAGUUCAGUUGGCAAGCAUAUUGACUUUUGCUGUCAUUUCAAAAGAGGAGAUGCUGAAUCCAGUAACACCUCUGCUUAUGAAUAUGUUAAAGUCAUCCUGACUCUAAAAGAUGUUUCUAGUGAGCCUCCUGUGCUAUUCCACAGUUUCUUUUCCAAACAUGUCUUUGGGUCAUCUGUCGUAAAUCUUCCUUUGGAGGAUCGCUUUUACCUGGUGGGGACCAUUUGUGUUCUUAGGGCUCAGAUUCUACGGGACUCUUUCAACUUAAAUGAGUCUCGUGAAGUUGGUCCAUUGGUCUCAGAUUCGGAUGAGGAUAGGCCAUCUGAGGACUACAGGUGCGUUCAAGAGGAAAGAAGAUGUUCUGGAAUGGAAUCCUCAGAAUAUGAAAUUGCUGAUGCAGAACUGUCAUCGCACAUCACAUCAUACAUCAAGAGACAAGAGGAGGAAAUGAUGAAGAAAUUCCAGAAGCAGCUGGACAAGAAGACACAGAUACUGCAAGCUGAAAUAAAAAACCAGAGGAGCUCCCUGGAAACUUUGAAGGAGCAGCUCCACAUGAUGCACGAUUCCAAGUUACAGGAGCUGCCAUCCAUCACAGGCCAUGUUCACAGUCCUGAUUUACUGGAGCCAGCGCCCAAGAAACCACGCUCUGAGGCAAUGAAGAGUCCCUUCUCUGAUAUUUCAGAGGCCACAUCUGUCAGUGGUUCAAGUGUGUCAUAUUCUUCACAGUUCCCCAGGGAGCUUCAGCAGACUUUUGACACCUCUGUCCAGGUGCCAGUUCAGGAGGAGGUGAAGCACCAGCAGCAGGAGGAGCAGGAGCAGCAGAAGCAAGAAGAGCAGCAGGAGCAGCAGCAGCAGCAGGAGCAGCAGCAGCAGCAGGAGCAGCAGCUGCUGCAGAUGCAGCAGCUGCAGCUGCUGCAGCAACAGCAACAGCAGCAGCAGCUGCAGCUGCUGCUGCCCGAGCAGCCACAACAAUAUAAUACCACCGGGGAGAAUCAAGUGCUGCAAGUAUACCAGCCAAACCAACCUAGCUUCACUAUGUUGCACUACAAUGAUGGCUUCGUGCCCCUGACCCUAUCCCUACCACCACCACAACCCAUCUUUUUUCCUAUCAAAAUGUUAGCUGAACAGCAGUCCUCUGGCUACUAUCGUGCUGAAAACAUCAAUGCUUCUGGAUACUAUCGUGCUGAAACCUUCCAUGGCCUGGAACCUGGUAGAUUCAGAUUUUUUCCUGAAAACCAGUAUCAGCCCCACAUGAAUCUAUUCCCUAUGACCCAUGGCUCAGGGUCCCAAAGCAUUUAUUCUACCAACCUUCCUCAGACUACUACCAUCACCCACAACCCACAGCUUGUUAACCUGGAGACUCCACAAGACUACGUCUGCCUCUGGCAACAGUCGCAAGACCCACAGAAUCAUCUUUACCAAGUAGUCCAACUGAGUAAUUGGGCUCCCAAUGAGCAGGCCACCAUGGGCCAAGCCACCUUUGCUCAGCAGGUGGCAUCCAUUGAACAAGGCCAGCAUUCUUCAGGACUGGAGACUGUCCAAGCCUCUGGGAAUAAUGGGCCAAACCAACUAAAUCCCUGUAUGUCAUCACAGCAGUCCUACUUGAAUCAGUAGAGCCACAUUAGCUCUACUUUUCUCUCAGGCCUUGAGAGAAGGGGGGAAAGACAGGCCAAUGAAGCCUGCAUAGCCAGGGGACCUCCAGGUCCCCUGGACUGGGGGGUGGGGGGUGGGGGGUGAAAACUCGUUUUUUUUUCCUAAUAUGUCUGUUCUCAUUGUUAGUUCUUCACAACCUGUGUCUUGGAAAUUUUGCUGCCCAGUGUUGCACUUACCUAUUCUACCAUGGGCAGGCAGGCUGAAGUUUAGAAUGCAUGGCUUAGAAUACCCUUUUUCUGCCAAGAAAUAUUUUCCAGCAUGGUUUUCAAUCUAGUAAGCAGCUGUUCCAUCUCAAGCUGUGAGAAUUUCGAGGCCUUGGCUUCAACCAUCAAGGCCUGCACCUCCUCCACAGUUGUGCUGGGGAAACCCACGGGAAAUAGCAAUCCAACUGUGGGAAGCUGAAAUAGGUCAACAAAUUGUGCUAAAAUCAUCACAGUUUGCUGCUUAAUAAAAACUAUCUUUGA